AUGUCUCUUAAAGAUAAAUUAAGAAUGACACUAAUUACAUCUAAAAGAAAACGAAGUUCAGAAAUCCAAAUAUCGAAACCUAUAAAAAAAACCUUUGUAAAAAGCACAAUUGAUGUUCCAAUUAAACGUGCUGUACUUAAAGGGCCAGAUGCAUUUAUACAUAAGAGAUCUAUACCUCAUCCUGUAGAUGUUUCAAAUAAAAUAUUUAUCUCAAGAAAAACACUUUUAAUGAACGUCAUCAAGAAAAUAAAACAAAAACUAAUGUCUUUUAAUUCUAAAAGCAAACCUAUUAUUUUAUAUGCACAAUCAGCUGCUAUUGAGCGUGCACUUGAAAUUGCACUUGUUUUAUCGCUGCAAAUACCAUUAGAUAUUCAAAUACAAACAGGUACUAUUGAAAUCGUCGACGAUGUUUUACCAUAUGACAUGGAUAAAAUGAUAACAAGUCAAAUACGUCUAAAUUCAACUGUUCAAGUAAUUAUUUCACUUCUUGAUCAACCAUAA
This is a messenger RNA of Pneumocystis murina B123, 501 nucleotides long. RefSeq lists its product as hypothetical. Lineage: Eukaryota; Fungi; Ascomycota; Pneumocystomycetes; Pneumocystales; Pneumocystaceae. Gene Ontology annotation, biological process: tRNA 5'-leader removal. Gene Ontology annotation, molecular function: nucleic acid binding. The record is from RefSeq and is a predicted model, not a curated record. Gene Ontology annotation, cellular component: ribonuclease MRP complex; nucleolar ribonuclease P complex. The transcript is spliced from 6 exons. Bases 1 to 501 code for a protein of 166 amino acids.